CCUCCCCCCACUGGGCUGGGCUCUGACUGCAGUAGUGACUGCAAAUGCAGCGUGUCGUCCAUACUUUAUGCACAUCUUUGAGAAUAACCUGAUAACCAGCAAUCCUGAAAGUAUACGGCCGCAACGUGAUUUAAAAAGUGUCCAGUGUUUUCUGUGCUUCGUGUGAAACAGAUGGAAACAGACCCACACCGUAUAUAGAGAACAGCUGAUUCAGACGGUCCCUGUACGCUCUGUGUCAGUGCUGAAGGGGGAACCAAGGCCUCUUCGUAAAGAGGUCCCUUAAUUACAGCUGGUUUUCUUCCAUCAAGCUGCAGCCAAAAGGAGAAACUGAAGCAUGGACGUUGUGGGAGGGAUCUCGGCACGCAUACAGGCAGACAGACUGAAAGCUGAAGGCAUGGGGUCCAAGGAGGAGGCGGUCCACUUCCUCAACCAGGAUUACGAGGCCCUCAAGCAGGAGUGCCUGGAGACCGGCUGCCUGUUUGAGGACCCCUGCUUCCCCGCCGAGCCCCCGUCGCUGGGCUUCAAGGAGCUGGCCCCCCACUCCUCCAAAACCCGGGGGGUGGAGUGGCUGCGGCCCACGGAGCUGUCCGAGGAUCCUCAGUUCAUUCUCGGGGGAGCUACGAGGACCGACAUCUGCCAGGGGGCUCUGGGUGACUGCUGGCUCCUGGCUGCCAUAGCCUCCCUCACGCUGAACGAGCAGCUCCUCCACAGGGUGGUCCCUCACGGCCAGUCCUUCCAGGAGGACUACGCCGGAAUAUUCCACUUCCAGUUCUGGCAGUUCGGAGAUUGGGUGGACGUGGUCAUCGACGACCGGCUGCCGGCGAAGGACGGCGAGCUGCUGUUCGUCCACUCAGCCGAGGGAAACGAGUUCUGGAGCGCCCUGAUAGAGAAGGCCUACGCCAAGCUGAAUGGCUCGUACGAGGCCCUGUCCGGGGGCAGCACCACGGAGGGGUUCGAGGACUUCACGGGGGGCGUGUCAGAGAUGUACGAGCUGCGCAAGGCGCCUCAGGGCCUGUUCCGGAUCAUCGGCAAGGCCCUGGAGAGGGGCUCCCUGCUGGGCUGCUCUAUCGACAUCACCAGUGCCUUUGACAUGGAGUCUGUGACCUUCAAGAAGCUGGUGAAAGGCCACGCCUACUCUGUGACAGGGCUGAAGCAGGUGGAAUUUCGGGGUGACAUGGAGAGACUGAUCCGCAUCAGGAACCCGUGGGGUCAGGUGGAGUGGACCGGGGCCUGGAGCGAUAACUCUCCUGAGUGGGAUGAGAUCGACCCGGCCGACAGGGAGGACCUGCAUCUACAGAUGGAGGACGGGGAGUUUUGGAUGCCCUUCCAGGAGUUCCUGAAGCAGUUUUCCCGCCUGGAAAUCUGCAACCUGACCCCGGACGCACUCAGUGACGACAGCCUGAAUUUCUGGAACACCAUCAAGUUUCACGGGAUGUGGAGGAGGGGAAGCACGGCUGGGGGCUGCAGGAACCACCCCAACACGUUCUGGAUAAACCCGCAGUAUAAGAUCACCCUGCUGGAGGAGGACGACGACCCCGAGGACGACGAGGUGGCCUGCAGCUGCCUGGUGGCGCUCAUGCAGAAGGACCGCCGCAAAUACCGCCGCCAGGGCCAGGACAUGCACACCAUCGGCUUCGCCGUGUACGAGAUUCCAGAUGAGUACAAGGGCUGCCAGAACGUGCACCUGAAGAAGGACUUCUUCCUGAAGCACUCCUCGUGCGCGCGCUCCGACACCUUCAUCAACCUGCGGGAGGUGAGCGCGCGCCUGCGCCUCCCCCCGGGGGAGUACCUCGUCGUCCCCUCCACCUUCGAGCCCAGCAAGGAGGCCGACUUCGUCCUCAGGGUCUUCACCGAGAAGCAGUCCGAGACCGAAGAGCUGGACGAUGAAAUUUCAGCUUUCCUGGAAGAUGAGGAGGAACUCACAGAAGACGACAUCGACGACUCCUUCAAGGCCAUGUUUGCGCAGCUCGCUGGCGAGGACAUGGAGAUCUCCGUCCACGAGCUCAGGACCAUCCUCAACAGAGUGGUGUCCAAACACAAGGACUUGAAAACAGACGGCUUCAGCUUGGAGGCCUGCAGAACCAUGGUUAACCUCAUGGACAAAGAUGGCAGUGCCCGUCUUGGCCUGGUGGAAUUUCAGAUUCUUUGGAAUAAGAUCAGGAAGUGGCUGGGCGUCUUCCGACAGUUUGACCUGGACAAGUCAGGGAACAUGAGCUCCUAUGAGAUGCGCCUGGCGGUGGAGGCAGCAGGCUUUAAACUCAACAACAGAUUGAACCAGCUGCUGGUGGCCAGAUAUGCUGAAAAUGAGGCCAUCGACUUCGACAACUUCAUCUGCUGCCUGGUCAAACUAGAGGCCAUGUUCAGAUCUUUCCGGGAGCUUGACAGAGAGGGGCAGGGUGUGGCUGAAAUGAAUAUCAAUGAGUGGUUGUAUUUGACCAUGUGCGGCUGAGAAACACGCCCCCCUGCAGAGGAACACAGGGGCCGGGACGUCCCAGAAGUGCCUGUCCCCGACGCCCUCGCCCAUUUAGAUUCCCACCGCCUACGGUUCCGCACCGCGACUAACUAAAAGUCCACCUGCCUGCCUGUACCGGGAGAGGUUUGAGCACGCCAAGGCCUUACCAUUUAUUUUACUUUGUUUUGUGACCAGUCCUUCUAGAACACUCUACCAGUUUCUGCUCUCGUCUCUGCAAACCGCCUUCGAUAAAUAACACAGAUGUCUGUCAUAGUCCUGCCCAUUGUAACCCAUUAGCGAUAUCAGCUCUGGAAAUCAACUCCAACUCCAUUUGUGUUUGUAGAGUAAAUUGAAUCAGCCAUGAACGCCACCAGUAACUAUGCAACCAGGCACUUUAGUCUGAUCUUCCCUUCUGUGAUGAGGUCGUUCUCCGUUGUAGGGAACUCUUACUCUCUCUCAGUCUCAGUCAUGUUAGGAUACUAACAUAGGAAACUUUUGAAAGCUCAUCCACCUGUGUGUACAUUUAAAGGAUAAUUUUGUGCUAAUAAUCAUUAGCAUCAGUCCUGUAAUUUACUAGUAAGCAAGGAAAGUGCUUCCAUUGUUUCCCUAUUGUAUUUUCUAAAAUGAUCAUUUAGACUAGCCCGGGUAAACUGUGCCAGAUAGCUAUGUUAUCAGCUAGCAGGGCAAAACCACCUCGGUACUCAGCCGCUAGUUAUAAAAGAGAGUUAAAGAUUCUAUUGGCUGCAUGCUGUCAAUGUGGCAGAAACACUAACUCACUCACGUGAUUUUUAGUUUAUUACUAAGUAAGCUGGUUAGCUAAUGGCCUAGCUGACAUUAGCUUGCUACAGUCACUUUAUGUAGAGAAGGUGAAUGCUAUACCAAUUGCAUAGAAUCUGCAAGAAUGUUGACAUCAUCUUUCUUAACUCUGAUGCACCACUGUAUGCAAGGUUACAAGAAUGUAAUAGUUAUACAUAUGUAGUGCUUGUGGCAUUGUUAUACUAGGGUUGCCAGAUGCCCGGUUUUGGACUGGAAUGUCAAGUUUUUAAAAUGAUUUAUACAGGUCCACUUUGGAUUGAAUUUUUUCUGUCUCCACUGUUACACUUUGUCUGCCCCCC
Messenger RNA from Anguilla anguilla (European eel), 3567 nucleotides. It is a transcript of the gene capn1a, whose product is annotated as calpain 1, (mu/I) large subunit a. The transcript is spliced from 24 exons. The coding region runs from base 335 to 2449 and encodes 704 amino acids. The record is from RefSeq and is a predicted model, not a curated record. Gene Ontology annotation, biological process: proteolysis. Gene Ontology annotation, molecular function: calcium ion binding; calcium-dependent cysteine-type endopeptidase activity. Lineage: Eukaryota; Metazoa; Chordata; Actinopteri; Anguilliformes; Anguillidae. Gene Ontology annotation, cellular component: cytoplasm.